AUGCAUGUGGGACACCUUCUAUUGGGGCAUCCUUGGCAAUUUGACCGAAGAGUAGUUCAUGAAGGAUACACGAAUAGCUAUUUGUUCAAGCAUCUUGGAAGAAACGUCACGUUAGCCCCUCUCACACCAAAGCAAGUUUAUGAAGAUCAGCUCAAAAUGAAGCAAUAUGUGGAGAGAUCAAAAGAAAAAGAGCAAAAUAAAAAGAAUGAAAAGAAAAAGAGUGGAAUAAGUGAGAAAACUGAGUUAAAAACACAAGUGACAAAAGAGAAAGAAAAUGAGAAAUGCUUGUUGGAAACUAACGAGAUUGAAAGAACUUUGCCUUCUCCUAUUGUUUCUUUGUUACAAGAAUUUGGAGACGUAUUUCUCGAUAAAGUACCAAACGGGUUGCCUCCCAUUCAAGGCAUCGAGCACCAAAUCAACUUUGUGCUUGGUGCUGCUAUUCCGAAUAAACUGGCUUAUCGGAGUAAUUUUGAGGAAACGAAGGAGUUGCAAAGGCAAGUAGCUGAGUUAAUGGAACAAGGCUACAUCGGCGAAAGCUUAAGUCUGUGUGCGGUUCCCGUCUUGCUGCAAGUCAUUGGAAGAUCACGUUCAACAUCUGCGUGCGAUGUUAGAAGUUUUGCGAAAAGAGGUUUUGUGGUGAGUGCCCGAGGUCUACAAGUUGACCAAGAAAAGGUCAAAGCGAUCAAUGAGUGGCCUUGUCCAACAAAUAUCAGCCAAGUAAGGAGUUUUCACGGGUUGGCAAGCUUCUAUCGAAAGUUUGUGCCUAAUUUUAGUACCUUAGCUGCCCGCUUGACAGGUAUUAUCAAGAAAAACUCACCCUUUCAUUGGACUGAUGAUCAAGAAAAUGCCUUUAAUAAAAUUAAGGAAUGUCUAACUAAUGCUCUAUUAUUGUCUUUACCUGAUUUUAACAAGACAUUCGAAGUUGAGUGUGAUGCCUCAGGAAUUGGCAUUGGAGCCAUUUUGACGCAAGAUGGAAGGCCUGUAGUCUAUUUUAGCGAGAAACUCAAAGGCACCAAAUUGAAAUAUCUAACGUACAACAAGGAGAUGUAUGCCUUGAUCCAAGCCUUAGAGACUUGGCAACAUUAUCUAUGGCUGAAUGAAUUUGUAAUCCAUACGGAUCAUGAGGCUUUAAAGCACCUCAAAGGAAAAAUGAAGCUCAAUAUUUGUCUUGCCAAGUGGGUGGAAUAUUUGGAGUCCUUCCCCUACGUGAUAAAGUAUAAGAAAGAUCUUUAUCAAAAUGAUGCUGAUUUUGGUGCAAUAUAUAAGUGUUGUUGGCAUGGUUCAUAUGAAAAGUAUUUUCAGCAUAAACGUUAUCUUUUUCGUGAAGGCAAGCUGUGUAUACCCCAAGGGUCUGUUAGGGAAGUGCUUAUCAAUGAAGCCCAUAGUGGUGGACUUAUGGGUCACUUUGGAGUGAUGAAGACCUUAGCCACAUUGCACGAACACUUCUAUUGGCCCAAGAUGAAACGUGAUGUAAUAAGGAAGUGUGAUCGAUACAUUACUUGUAAGAAAGAAAAGUCACGGGUCAAACCACAUGAUGGCAAAAAGAAGGCCGAUUUUGUUAAACAGCUUCAUAAGAACGUCAAAGACAAUAUCGAAAGAAGAACCGAACAAUCUGUUCGAGGAGCGAACAAGAGGAGCAAACGAGUCGUAUUCAAACCUGGCGACUGGGUUUGGCUCCACAUGCCCAAAGAGAGGUUUCCCGAGCAAAGAAAAUCAAAACUUUUACCAAGGGGUAAUGGUCCAUUCCAAGUAUUGGAGCGGAUCAACGAUAACAUUUACAAGCUCAAUUUACCCGGUGAGUAUGGAGUGACUAUUUGGGAUGGGAGCUCGGCCAAGGAGUUAGAUGCUGAACCUAUGGAGCUACCAUUGGGACCAAUCACUCGAGCUCGUGCCAAAAGGAGCAUGCAUAGGAUGGCAUGGAAUGUACAGCCAACAAAUGCACCUCUUCAUGGACACCAAGGGUCAAAGGUGAUGGUGAUUUAUCUCCUCGAGGAUGGCCAGUCAACUCCCCCAAGCAGCAUCUUUGUGUUCACAUUUUGCUGA
Molecule: messenger RNA, 2043 nt
Organism: Gossypium arboreum
Lineage: Eukaryota; Viridiplantae; Streptophyta; Magnoliopsida; Malvales; Malvaceae
Exons: 8
Coding region: 1-2043 (680 amino acids)
Source: RefSeq, a predicted model, not a curated record